Messenger RNA from Nannochloropsis gaditana CCMP526, 528 nucleotides. Its product is annotated as major facilitator superfamily mfs 1. Gene Ontology annotation, biological process: transmembrane transport. The coding region runs from base 1 to 528 and encodes 175 amino acids. Gene Ontology annotation, molecular function: transmembrane transporter activity. The transcript has 2 exons. The record is from RefSeq and is a predicted model, not a curated record.
AUGUCAGGCAGGGACAACUUUGGGUACGGAGAGACAGCUCUGGGGGCUGUCUUCGCCCUUAACGGCAUCGCCGUCGGCCUUCUGCAAGUGUUCCUGAUCAAGAAUCUGUUCGCCCGCCUGGGGAAGCAUGUCAUGCUGGCCUUUGGCAACCUCCUUCUCGCCCUGGGUAUGGUCGGCCUGUCCCUGCUGCGCUACAAGCUUUGGCACUUUUCCAUGUUUUCCCUGCACAUCAUCGGCUACGCCAUCUCCGACACCGCUCUUGCCUCCCUCAUCUCACGGUACUCCGCUCCCGAGCACCAGGGCCGCAACCUUGGGUGGAGCCACGCGGCGCAGUCGUGCGCCCGCAUCAUCAGUCCGUUGGUGGCCGGCAUCCUCUACGAGUGGAGCAAGGAGCCUGGCCACCCUUUGCCCCCCGGGGCCCUCCCUUACAUCGCGGGCAGCGCCUUUCCCCUCCUGGGUGUGAUGGUGCCCACGGUCUUGUAUUUAAAGAGUAUCGAGCGCAAGCGUCUUGCGGCUGAAGAGGAUUGA